This is a messenger RNA of Cyprinus carpio (common carp), 4047 nucleotides long. Its product is annotated as RAB23, member RAS oncogene family. Lineage: Eukaryota; Metazoa; Chordata; Actinopteri; Cypriniformes; Cyprinidae. The record is from RefSeq and is a predicted model, not a curated record. Gene Ontology annotation, molecular function: GTPase activity; GTP binding.
UUAUUUUGAAAGGGUGUUUGGUGUUUGGUGGUCGCCGCGCUUCAGUGCCGCGGGUCAGACGCACAGUCGCGAAUCACCCAAAGCGCGUGAAGACGCUGCUAUAUCUGCGGACAUCUGCGUCCUCAGAGCCCGCUUGACUCUGGAGUAUCCAAGCGGGAUUGUUAGUCUGUGUAAGAGACACACACACAUACAGAGAGAGAGGGGGAGAGCAGUAAAGGAUUAGGAGGAGGCCACUCCUUUGAUAAACUGUGCAAACGCAAAAAAGCUCGCUCCAUACAGCUGCUGCUGGCUUAUAUUUACAUUCAGCAGAUGUGUUUGGAUUGCUAAAUCACUAGAGCUGUGUGCUUGGAUCCUCUGGACAGUCCGCGUUCAUGAUUAUUCCCGAGUCGGAUCUUCAAAGAGGAAACAAUGUAACCUGGUAACACACGAACGCAGGCUAGAGUUGAGAAGAUCCUAGAGCAGCACUAAGCCGUGCCGAAGUGACGUGAAAGCGCAGGGCUGCCCCACACACACAUCGCAGCCAUGCUGGAGGAGGACAUGGAGGUGGCCAUCAAGGUGGUGGUGGUGGGGAACGGAGCGGUCGGGAAGUCCAGUAUGAUCCAGCGAUACUGCAAGGGCAUCUUCACGAAGGACUACAAAAAGACCAUCGGGGUUGACUUUCUGGAAAGACAGAUCAUAGUUAAUGGCGAGGACGUCAGGCUGAUGUUGUGGGACACGGCGGGACAGGAGGAGUUUGAUGCCAUCACCAAGGCCUAUUACAGAGGCGCUCAGGCCUGUGUGCUGGUCUUCUCCACCACCGACAGAGAAUCCUUUGAGGCAAUCAGCAGCUGGAGGGAGAAAGUGGAGAUGGAGGUCGGGGACAUACCCACCGUCCUGGUGCAGAACAAAAUCGAUCUGCUGGAUGACACGGUUAUCAAAAAUGAAGAGGCUGAAGGUCUCGCUAAGAAGCUGAAGUUAAGAUUCUAUCGGACGUCAGUGAAAGAAGAUCUCAAUGUCAAUGAAGUUUUUAAGUAUCUAGCUGACAAAUAUCUGCAAAGACUCAAGCAGCAGUCAGCAGAGGAGACAGAGGUUGUUCACACAUCCAGCAAUAAAAUAGGCGUUUUCAACACUAGCGGCGGCAGUCAUCCCAACCAGACCGCCGGCGAUCUGAACGGCCGUGAGGUCAUAAACCUGCGCCCAAACAAGCAGAGGACCAAGAAAACAAAAAACCCCUUCGGUAGCUGCAGACUGCUCUGACUCACGGUAUGCCUGGCAGGGAAUCAGAGGCUUCAUUAGCGCUAAUUAGAGUUGAAGAAAAGAAGGUGUGUAUUCCAGAGCAGAUCUGUCAAAAUCAAUAUGUCCAUUAGCGGCAUUACACAGAAUCAGUAAAUUGGAGGUCUGCUGAGCUAUUUUUGUACAAGUAUUGAUGAGUAGGCCUAAAUCUUUUGGACACUGCCCUUCCUCACAUUUGAACAAUUUGAAUGAAAAGUGAAUAUAUUUUCUCUGUCAAAUAUUUGGUGAGUUAUUCCAUGUGGUACACAGCAGGGUAAUUUUCUCUAAUGAGAGUACUUACAGCAGAAAAUCAAUUACGAUUUCUAACACACCAUUUGUGCAUUUGGACUGUUCAUCGUUAGUGCAGUAUGUUUGUAUCGAUGGAGGUGCAUCAUUUGCUAUCACAAUCUUCCCUUAAAAUGAUUAUUCAUUUGUUGUUUCUUAUAUGAACGUCGUCACAAGUUUCAAUCCGUAUGUUCUUAUAGGUAUUUUUGUAUGAAAAAUGUAGUAAAGUAAUGACUGACUUAAACUCAAAACAUUUAACACCGUGCCAAACUGUUUCUAAACUCUACAUACUUGUAAGAAGUGUAAAUAGUGGUUCGUAAAUGGAUGAGCGAGUCAGAUUUUUAGUCAUUUUUAUCAUUGAUAUGCAUCAGCAUCCUCUUCUGAAACUGUCAUAUUCUAACACUAUACCAAAUGCAAGAGAUGGGAUUAUAUAGAAAGGUUUUCUAUUGGGAUAAAGAAAAGUCCUUUUUUUUUUUUUUUUGGUUGCUGACAACUGGCAACACCGCCAGAUAUUACCGUGUAAAACAGCACUCUUACUGCUAGGGCUUGGGCGAUAUUGCUACUAGAAGUUACUUGAUAUAAUUAAGCCUUUAUGAAGAUUACAUUGAAAUGACAAUUGAAAUUGUGCAUCAAAAUGUUAAAAUUAAAAUGUAGUAAAAAAUCAAGUCAUGUUUUCACACUGUUCACUAAAUGAACAGCAAGAAUUAUAAGUAAUAAUUUUAAUUCAUACACACCGGCAAUAAACAUUAACACUUGUUAACGUAUUCCCCCUCUAUUUCUACUAAACAUUUUAACUGUUUAAUGUGCAUGAGCUAUCAAUGUACUUAUUGCUAUUUUUAAAAUAAAUAAUUAAAACCAAUUUUUUUGUGUAUCUUACCAGCUCUAAUACUGUUAUAGCAACUAAAGUUUAAAUCUGAUGCUAAUAAAACAUCUUUCAUCAUAACACGCUCGUACGCUGAUGAUAGAUUGUGAGCAUAUCUAAUUAGCUGUUCUGUAGGUCAGUUGAGGCAAAAGUAAAACUAAACUGAAGUCAUCAUAAAUGUACAGUGAAUGUUCAGUAUAUCGCCCAGCCCUUCUCACAGCUACACAUUUACAUGUGCAACAGUUAUUAUGGUGCGUACAUAUUUUUGCAUUCAUGAGAAACACUCAGCUUGAAGUUCUGUUAGAUGUGAAAUACUGGAAUCGAUUGGAAAGUAAAUACACAUUUAAAAUCCACUGACUCAUGAAUUUACAAUCAAUAUAUAAAACCCGCUUCAAAGUUUUCCAAGUAUAAGAUUACAAGAUCACCCAUCUCCUGUUUAAUCUUGGACUAAAUUGCACUGAUAUUAUUAACAUGACCUUCAGCACAGUAUUGAGCUUUAUAUAUGUACAGGAAUCCACCAAGGAACAUUUCAGAACUGUGUGUGAAACUAAAAUGUACGGUUCUCCCAGAGUCCCAGAGCCUUAACCACUAAAGCCAUUAGAAACACAACUGAUCAUGUUGGAUGUUGCUGAAAAUUGAUGUACUACAUGUUAUACUCCAUUGGGGUCUAUAAACCCAACAUUCCCUCUCUGAGUUUUAUAUUUUAAUCAAUCAGAGGAUGUUACAGAAUUGUUCAAACUUCUCUGCAGUUUUGAUCUGAUGUCUGAUGAGUUUGAGCAGGUAAUAAUAACCUGUCCACUUGUUUAAAUGUGGCUUAUCUCUUGAUUGAUUGUAUUUAUUCAUGAAUCGCAUGCCUCGCAUUUAUGUUUGAAUGUGGAAUCAUGGUACUUCGCCUCAACGGCCUUCAUGUUUACAGCGCUCUUCGGUUUAUGUUAACUGGCUCGAUGUGAUGAAUGUUGGUUUUCUCAUUUGCUGCAGUGAAAUGAUGGCGACACUACAAUGAACUAAAGGCACUUUAUUUAUCUGAUAUAAUUCCUGAUCAUGUUAUUGCUUGGUUAUCUUAAAUAUACAGUGAAUCUACAGUUUCUAAUACAAUACAGUACUGCUUAAUUUCUUUUUUUUUAUGACUUUCUAGUAGAUGUUGAGAAUAUGCCAGCAGCACCUGUUACUACCUACAUAUUUUUUAGUCGGCGGAAGUGUCACUUGAAGUAAUUUGUUUGUUUUUGACUGUAUGAUUAAUGAUUGGGUGGUUGUCAGAAAAGGACAAAAUAAAGUUGUCUUUGUUUUAUUUUCAUGGUUCUUUUUCUGUCAUACUGUGACAACCUUAUACAUGCAUGAUUACAAAACAAUGUUGUGAAUACUUAAAAAAAAAAAUCCAUAAAUGACAAUCCACAGUGCCAAAGAAAACCUAGACUGGGAAUUUGAUAUUUGAUAAAUAUAUGUAUUUCAAUAUUGGCAUCUUUUGUCAUAAAGCUUUUAUGACCGUUUUACAAAAGCAGUAAUCUGCCUUGUGCUGUGCCCAACAACAGCCCUUCAUUGUCAUUGUCAAUUGGCUUAUACAGUUAUAAACUUCACAUUGUCUUGAAAUGGAGAAUCUAUAGACUGGAAAACCUAUCAAUUUAUACUGAACAUAUUAUUUUUGCACUUUG